CACGCAUUACCAGAGUAUAAAAACGAGCACCAAAAUAUCUCUGCCUCUCUUUGCAUUCAUCACAGCAAUACAACUACGUUGGGAAAUGGCCACUGCAGGGAAGGUGAUUAAAUGUCGGGCUGCUGUUGCCUGGGAGCCCAAUGCGCCUCUGAUGAUGGAGGAAAUAGAAGUCGCUCCACCUCAGGAAGGAGAAAUACGAAUUAAGGUUGUAGCUACAGGUGUUUGUCACACCGACCUUUACCACCUGUUUGAAGGGAAGGACAAGCGGGGUUUUCCCUCUGUCCUGGGACAUGAGGGCGCUGGUGUGGUGGAGAGUGUGGGACCUGGAGUCACUGGUUUCAAACCAGGUGACAAGGUCAUUCCACUCUUCCUCUCUCAGUGUGGAGAAUGCAAGUUCUGCAAGUGUCCAAAAACAAACCUGUGUGACUGCAGCUGGUCAAGUAAAUAUCAUGACAUUAUGUCUGACCCUACAACACGUUUCACUUGCCGUGGUCGGCCCAUUCUGCAGUUCAUGGGCACCAGUACUUUCUCUGAGUACACCGUCAUCAACCAGAUUGCCGUAGCCAAGAUUCAUGACGAUGCGCCGCUCGACCGCGUGUGUCUGCUCGGCUGCGGCAUCUCUACUGGUUAUGGAGCUGCUGUCAACACAGCUGGGGUUACACCAGGCUCAGUGUGUGCAGUGUUUGGACUGGGUGCAGUCGGUCUGGCUGCAGUCAUGGGCUGCAAAAACGCUGGAGCCUCUCGCAUCUUUGCUGUGGAUAUUAAUGAGCAGAAAUUUGAGAAGGCAAAGGUCUUCGGUGCCACUGAUUUUCUAAAUCCGAAGGCGUAUAAUAAACCCAUCUCUGAAGUACUGGCAGAAAUGACCAAUGGAGGAGUGGAUUUCUCACUCGAGUGUGUGGGCAACACUGAAGUAAUGAGAACUGCACUGGAGUCCUGUACUAAAGGUUGGGGAGUGAGUGUUUUGGUUGGCUGGACUGAUGUGAAGGAUUUUUCUGCACGGCCAAUUCAGCUCAUAUCUGGGAAAACAUGGAAAGGAUCUCUAUUUGGAGGAUUUAAGAGCAAGGACUCGGUUCCAAAUCUGGUUCGCGACUACAUGACCGGCAAAAUAAAGCUUGAUGAGUUCAUAACCCACAAAAUGAAUCUGGAGCAGGUCAAUGAUGCAAUCAACCUCAUGAAGACUGGAGACUGCAUUCGAUGCAUCCUGAAUAUAUCCAAAUGAGAAGCAAAUCGUCUUCACCCAACCAGUUUCUAGGCCACAGUUAUAUUUGGCUUAUUCGCUUCUCCCUCUUUGCAGUAUUUGAGUAACAGCUGGGUCCAUUCAAGGAUCCUCUUUGAUAGCAUAUUCCAGCCCUCUGCUUUAUUAAGUGAUUCACAAGUGCAUGUAAACAUUAAUGUUUAACAUCAAAAACAGUGCUAUUCAUCUGCAAGGCAAAAUGCUUCUAAAAAAAGUUCAGCAAGAAAAUGUUGUCUGUGCCAAAUAAAAAAAGAGACAAGCAUAUAAAUCAUUUCAAAUGGUUUUGUGUAACCAAUUUAUGAUGUCGUCAAAAUAGUUUAUUUCUCUCCUCUAAGCCAGAGUCUCUAGCAUUUGUCUUGGUUACAUAACCAUCAUGGGAAUGUUGGGAAGCACCACAAAAUAUGCAGCUGCACCCUGCAGCUUAAACCCAAACACUGAUAAUCAUGCUAAAUGCUUUACAUCAUGUUUUUCUCAAAUGCAUUCUUCAUAUCUGUCUAUCUUGGCUGGUCAAUUUGGUCUUAUGCAGAAACCAUUUUUCCAGACUUUUCUAAAAAAUGUUUUUAAGACAAACUCAUGGAAAUAGAUUGCUCAGCCCCAAUGCAGACAUAUUCAAUGCCAUUUUAAAAUAAUGAAACUAUUUCUGAAAGGUGUAGAUGAAACUAAAGGUAUGAAUCUUGUACUCCAGUUCUGUCUUAAUAAAAGUUAAAUGAUGAACCUC
Labeo rohita (rohu) is the source of this 1952-nucleotide messenger RNA. Its product is annotated as alcohol dehydrogenase 1-like. Gene Ontology annotation, molecular function: zinc ion binding; S-(hydroxymethyl)glutathione dehydrogenase [NAD(P)+] activity. The transcript is spliced from 9 exons. Gene Ontology annotation, cellular component: cytosol. Gene Ontology annotation, biological process: formaldehyde catabolic process. Lineage: Eukaryota; Metazoa; Chordata; Actinopteri; Cypriniformes; Cyprinidae. The coding region runs from base 86 to 1219 and encodes 377 amino acids. The record is from RefSeq and is a predicted model, not a curated record.